AUGUCUCUUUCCACUCCGCCCGCUCCUGUUCCCCGAAUUCCAGGGAAUUAUAUAGAAAACGGCCGGGAAUAUCACGCAUUUCGGAAAGGGAAAUAUCUAUUCCCAUGCGACGAGACAGAGAUGGAUCGCAUGGACAUAUAUCACAAGUUUUUCUCUGUGGCAAGGCGUGAAGCAUUACAUUCAGCCCCUUUGACGCCGAACUUUGAUGGCCCCCGGAUAUUAGACCUAGGGACAGGCACCGGGAUAUGGGCAAUCGAUAUGUGCGAGAGCCAAUACAGAAACGCAGAAGUCCAGGGCGUAGAUCUAACGCAAAUACAACCAGAACAGAUUCCCCCAAAUUUGACUUUCUUGCAAAGAGAUAUCGAGGGGGCAUGGCACGGCAUGGGUGAAGAAUCGUGGGAUCUGAUCCAUAUGCGAAUGCUUAAUGGCUGCAUUGAAAAUUGGCGGGACAUAUAUACUAAAAUCUUCAGGCACCUGAAACCAAACUUUGGAUGGGUUGAGCACGUCGAAAUUGAUAUGCUUCCUCGCUGUGACGAUGGGACACUUCCGCUAAACUCUCAGCUGGUCAACUGGACUCGCGCUAUCUACGAAGCUACGGAACUGGCCUACCGUCCAAUGGCCUACAACACCCAGACUCGGGCAAUGCUUGAGAGCGUAGGCUUUGUAGAUAUCUCGGAAGAGGUAAUCAAAAUACCAUUGAACCCUUGGCCUACAGAUCCACAUCUGAAGGACAUUGGACGAUGGUACAAUUUAGGGCUCACUCAAGGACUAGAAGCCCUCUCGUUGGCACCACUAAUGAGAGUCAAGAAUUGGAAAAGAUCAGAAGUGGACCAAAUUGUCCAAGAAGUGAAGAUGGAGGUUUGCUCCAAGAGAAUCCACGCCUAUUGCAAUAUGCAUAUCUGGAUCGCCCGCAAACCCGCCGCCUAA
This is a messenger RNA of Lachnellula hyalina, 927 nucleotides long. RefSeq names its product Secondary metabolism regulator LAE1. The coding region runs from base 1 to 927 and encodes 308 amino acids. Lineage: Eukaryota; Fungi; Ascomycota; Leotiomycetes; Helotiales; Lachnaceae. Gene Ontology annotation, molecular function: methyltransferase activity. The transcript has 6 exons. The record is from RefSeq and is a predicted model, not a curated record.